Molecule: messenger RNA, 2475 nt
Organism: Cyphellophora attinorum
Lineage: Eukaryota; Fungi; Ascomycota; Eurotiomycetes; Chaetothyriales; Cyphellophoraceae
Exons: 2
Coding region: 1-2475 (824 amino acids)
Source: RefSeq, a predicted model, not a curated record
AUGCCUUCACUCCGCAAGAUCAACUGCAACGUGCUUUGGCCGCAGGGCACACCAUUCAAGGAAUAUGCCACCACAUAUGGCGACGGCAUCGUGGAGACGUUCAUAGCAGUGCCUGGCGACAAGCCUCAAAAGUUCUCUAUUCGCGUCACGUCCAAGGGCUACAUCUAUGAAGGGCUUGCGGCUGUUGUCUUCGUCGAUGGCGUCUAUCAGUGCAACCGCAAUCGAGUCAACCUGGUUCGGCCAAAGAAGAAUCUGCCGCUGGAGAGAACCGAGAUCGACUUCUAUCUGAGACAAGAAGAGCGCAAGUUGACAGAAGAUGGCCACUUCCUCGGGAGUGACUGGCGAUUCGAUGACUUCAAUCCAUUCGACGAGGCAACAAGCGAUGAGGAGAAGAGCGCGACCGAGCACCUUCAAAAUCUGGGCACGAUUGAUGUCAUCAUACUUCGUUGCUGCGCUCGCAAGGACGAUGACACUGCAGAAGAUGAUUGUGAUUCUGCUGCUGAGAGUGAUGUGCUUGGCAACAGACUGACCGUAGAAGACGACGAAGCUGCUUACGAGAAGAAGGCGAAGAACAAAGGUGGCAAAGGCAACAAUGAUGCGCUUAAUCAGAACAAGUCAAGUAAGAAGAAGGGCGGCAAAAAGGACGACGAUACUGCAAGCAUCAUCCAACUCGACGGCCCUGCAGACAGCUACUACCAUCGACCGAACCCGCCAUAUGAUACGCCUGGUUGGGCUGGUCCACCAACAGGUCGGUUCCAGCACCGGCCUCCUCUACCUCCUCGGGCUGAUCGGCAUGUACAUUUCGACAUACAACGAGACCACUCGCAACCUCCCGCAGACCGAUACACAGAUCGAGCUCAAACACCCUAUGCCCAUGCUGCCCAUGUACCGGGACUGUCGCAGUAUCAAAGCCACGCUGCAUAUCCAAACUACGGAGCACCGCACUACCCAACGCCACCACAUACUGCUGGUCAUCCCUACUAUGCUGGUCACAAUCAAUACCCGCCGUACGCCCAGAAUUGGUCAUCGCACUAUCCAGCGCAACACUCGCAGACUGUACAGCCCACCCAGACCAUGCCAGGUGCUUGGCCUCAACCCAAUAAUGGUGCCGGACAGCAGCCCAACCUGAGAUGGGUGCAGCCAAAAGCUCCAGAGACCAGGGAUGGCAACAAUAACAAUACUGCACACAAGCAGGCGACCAAUGGAAACACCCAACCGGCGACGAUUGAUCCGUAUAGCGGAUGGUAUUGGGACGGCACUCAAUGGCAAUACGGCAUUGUCGGUGUGAGCAAGCAAGCGAUGGAUGCCAACAACACGAACGGCCAGAGCAACGGCUCUGGAGACAGUAGCAACGAUACCAGCAACAACGGCUGGGACAAUAACAACGACACUUCGGGCACAAACAACAACGAUAGCACGAAUGAUUGGGACAAUUCUAAUGACACCACAGGCACGAACAACAACGACACUUCUUGGGACAACGCCAAUGACAACAAGGAUACAAACAAUAACGACACCUCCUGGGAUAACGAUGAUAAGAAAAGCACGUCGGGCAACGGUGGAACAGACUGGAACAAUACCAACAACAACGCGGACACCUCUGGCGCAGCUUCUACUGGAAACAACGACUGGGGAACCCCUGCUCCAGCAGACAACACCGUCCACACACUGAAUCCCUCGGACAGCUCUCACGACAACUCCAACAACAACAACAACAACAACAACGUUUCAGCCUCCACGCCCGCCGGCAACUACAAAGGCCCACCCCUCCAUGGCCCUCACGGCGCCUACCAUGGUCCUAAACUUGCUGUUGCCGCCCCCUCAAUUUGGGUCAUUGACGAGCCGGCCCCAUACGACGUCCCUGCCUACUUCGCCGCAUCUCGUUCGCUGUCAAAGCAAAUCCAGCGCGGGCGCGCCUACAAUUACUUCAAACGCCAUCGCAAGCCUAUCUACAUUGACUCCAUCGCCGAGCCUUACGCUCGAUUCGUGUUCAAGUACCGCACAAAGGAGAACUUGCCGAAGGGGUUGAAAGUGGAGGCUGCGGAGGAGCCGAAUCCGGAUCAAGGGUUGCAGGAUCUGCAGGAUAAAGGGAGAGAGGAAUUGAUUGAAGAACUGAGACGGUUCAGAAAGGUUUACGGGGAGCAGGCGCCCGAUAUCACUGAUGUAGGGAAGCAUGAGGGCGACGCAGAAGAUGAGAAUGAUGCGAUGGAGUGGAAAGCGACCCCACCGGAGAAGAGCUUCUUGGAUUACAAGCUGCCAGUGUACUACGGGAAUGGUGAGGGUGGAGAUGCUAAUGGGAAUGUGAAUAGCAAUGGCAGCGUGCUCGGCAACGGGAAAGGCAAGACGAAUGGAAAUGGCGCUGGCAAGAAAGCUGAUGAUGGAUGGGCUACUGACACGCCUGCGAACACGAAUGCUGGUGGCAAUAGCUGGGAUACCGGAGGUGGCGGCGGCGGUAACUCUGGCACUACAUGGUGA